AUGGGAAGAGAAGUUGUGGAGUUGGCGAAGACAAAUGAAAGGGUUCACGUGUCUCCCAAGAUAGCUGCAGAAGAGGAUUAUGAGCUCAAACAAUGCACUGAGGAUCGUUUUCUCUCUCAGAAUCAUAAUUCUUCUAAUAAUGAUGUGAACAAGAAGCAUUUGGAUCAAGACGAAGAAGAUGAUUGUUCUGUUGCUUCUUCCGCUGCAACAUUGCUGAGGAAUGCUAAGUCGAAAGUAACUCAUGGAACCGCUCCACGGUUUAGGAGUGCUCAACGCGCUGAGAAACGCAAGGAGUAUUACCAAAAGCUUGAAGCGAAACACCAAGCCCUGGAAGCUGAAAAGAACGAGCUCGAACAAAGGCAAAAGGAAGAACAAGAAGCAGCCAUUAAACAGCUUCGGAAAAACCUUAAGUUUAAGGCUAAUCCUGUUCCUAACUUCUAUUACCAAGGACCUCCCGCGAAACCAGAGCUCAAGAAGUUUCCUUUGACGCGUCCUAAGUCACCGAAACUCAAUCUGUCUCGGAGAAAGAGUUGCAGCGAUGCGGUUAGCUCGUCUGGUGAAGAGAAUCCCAAGUCAGUCUCUACACAGAACCGCCACAGUGUCGGUACAGUAGGGUUAAAGCCUGUGAAUGUGAAUGAGUGCUCUCAAGAAGCUUCCACUGAGGAAGGUGUUUUCAUAACCUAA
Messenger RNA from Arabis nemorensis, 684 nucleotides. The record is from the annotation of a GenBank genome assembly. Lineage: Eukaryota; Viridiplantae; Streptophyta; Magnoliopsida; Brassicales; Brassicaceae.